Aspergillus ruber CBS 135680 is the source of this 1384-nucleotide messenger RNA. RefSeq names its product NAD(P)/FAD-dependent oxidoreductase. NCBI's taxonomy places the organism in Eukaryota, Fungi, Ascomycota, Eurotiomycetes, Eurotiales, Aspergillaceae. Gene Ontology annotation, molecular function: oxidoreductase activity. The transcript is spliced from 4 exons. The record is from RefSeq and is a predicted model, not a curated record. Bases 1 to 1383 code for a protein of 460 amino acids. Gene Ontology annotation, cellular component: cytoplasm.
AUGACCAUGCCCUUCCCCGUCAACGGAGGUAUGACCUCUUUCUGGCGCUCCCAGCCGGAUACCCUUGACAAUCAUCGGUCGACUGAGACGCUGCCUGAGUCCAGCAAUAUCGUCAUCAUCGGUGCUGGGUAUACGGGGGCAGCGACAGCCUACCAUUGUCUUGAACAAGGUCAGAGCACGGGGAGGAAGAAGCCAUCUAUCAUGAUUCUAGAGGCUAGACAGGCUUGCUCGGGGGCGACAGGGAGAAAUGGAGGCCACCUCAAACCCGACGUUUACAACGGCAUCAACACCCUAGCAAACGACUACGACAUCGAUGCAGCAGCUGAAGUAGCCAUGUUUGAGAUGCAGAAUCUCCAAACUGUCCAGUCUUUCGUUGAAAAGGAGGAGAUCGAGUGCGAUUUGAGAGUGGCUCAUGCCAUUGAUGUUCAGCUGGAUGAUGCUCACUUUGCCAAACUCAGAGGCGGAUUAGAAUCACUCAUUAUAAAAGGAUCAGAAGCGAGUAAGCUUGUUGAGAUGAGGGCUGGAGAAAAGGCAGAGGCUUUCUCUAGCGUCAAAGGCGCACGAGGCUGCUUCAGCUACGAUGCCGGACGACUCUGGCCAUACAAGCUUAUCAUACACCUCCUCAAAAGAGCAAUAGCCAGUGGGGCAAAUCUGCAGACAUACACACCCGUCCUGCAAGUAUCCGACACCCCGGACAAACACGGACGUUGGACAGUAGUGACUGACCGGGGCUCAAUCCGCACAAAACACGUUGUGUACGCCUGCAAUGCUUACACGCCAGCCCUGGCCCCGGAGUUCCAGAAUCACAUAAUCCCGGUCCGAGGCAUCUGCAGUCGUAUUGUUGUUCCUAACCCGUCCAGCAAUCCGUUGGACAGCUCAUACACGCUGCGAUUUAAUAACUGGGAUUAUGACUAUCUAAUCCCCCGGCCAGAUGGAAGUAUCGUCGUUGGAGGGGCGCGAUCAAUGUAUCUGCGUGAGCCGGCGAAUUGGUACAACGUUACAGAUGACAGCAGGUUGAUUGAUUCAGCGGCGCACUACUUUGAUGGUUACAUGCAACGGCACUUUCACGGAUGGGAGAACACGGGGGCAUAUACAGAUCGAGUCUGGACGGGGAUUAUGGGAUAUACAACGGAUUUCCUCCCACACAUCGGACCUGUACCCGGGAAGCCUGGACAGAUAGUGAUUGCCGGGUUCAACGGUCAUGGGAUGCCCCAGAUAUUUCUGUCAGCGUUGGGGGUUGCACGGAUGAUAGAGGGCGCAGAGUAUGGUGAUACCGGCCUUCCGCGGUUAUUCGAGGCAACGCUGGAGAGACUGCAGAACAAGGAAAAUCGCAUUCUGCAUGGAAUCCCGUCAACUUCGGAUAGAGGGAGUAGCCGGUUGUAGC